AGAACAUCAGCCAUCGAUCUUUGUAGUACUAGUGUAUGUGUAUGUGUAUCUCAAUCCUGUUCCUGCUGUUAAUGUAUCAUCUUAGCAUGCUGAGCAGGUGACUCGUUCGUUUCCGUUGUAUCGUGUCCUUUCACUCGGUUAAAGCCGUAGCAACAUUGGAUUGUUCUUGCUAGGAGAUCUCAUCUUUGUCGCAGAUCUGUUGUUAGUUUGUCGAAGAUCUGUUGUUAGUUAGAAAGAAAGAUGUCGGCUACAACAAACGCCGGAGGAUACGGCGCCGCUGCGUCCGUAGCAGCAGCCACGACGACGCCUGGCCAGCUUCUAGGUCCACCAACGCAACAAGUCAUGCUGGAAUUUGAGAAGCAUUAUGAUCAGUGCUAACUAUCAUCACUAUGGAGAUGAACUAAGUACUACCUUUCUAUGAUAACUAUGAUAUAAGGUGAAGCACUACCAGUACCAGAUGAAGCACUAUCUGUAGUAGUUCUCCUGGUGCAAUUACUUCCAGACUUUCCCACCAUGUAUGCGGGUAGUAAGUAUUUUUUUUCAUGAUUAUAAUUUUCACUCAUUGAGUUCUUUCUUUGUCUCAGGUGUAGUGCCUCUAAUUUAGGUGAUGUAUAGAUCACCUAACUUGUUUCUUUGUCUGAGGUAAUGUAUGUGAUCAUCUUAUCUAAAAAAUCUUGUGCACAAGUGUUGGGCAGAAUGAUUUGUCAAGUGUAGAGAAUCUUGUGCGCAAGUGUUGGGCGUUGGCACAAUUUCGUCUAAACAGUGAUGAAGCUGACGCAAGUGGCGCAAGCUGCGGAUUGCUUUGACGUGAUCUCGUGUAAGUUUUUAUGGUCUCUAUUCGGGUCACAACGGAGCCAGGCAGUUACUUGUAGCUGCUACGUGGUCCGAAUGAGUGAAUGAACGUCGCGCAACUUCAAAAACUUAACCUUGCACACGCGUUAUAAUUUUCAUACACAUGCGUUGUUAGUUAAACUUUUGAUGAGACACGUUGCAGACGGAAGUAGUAGUGUAAUGGUCUUCUAAACCCGUGGAGUGGGUGCAUUCAUUCAAGCAUUUAUUCACUGACACGCAUUACAAUUUUCAUACUCGUGUGUGGUACCCAAUCGUUAUCGACUCGAGAACAAAACGGCGCGAGAAGAAGCGAGACAGAGGAAAGCGAUGCUUUAUGGCAUUCAAACAUUGGAAGUAGAGGAAAGGCCGCUAGCUGCUACGUCUAAACGUGAAUGGUAUAUUAAGUGGACCGACUACAUUUCAAAGCUGAGUUUUUACAACGAAAAAAAAAAUGCGGAAUACAGCAGAAAAGCGAAAGGCUGAAGAUAAGCUGUGGCUGUGCUACAUGUAGUUGGUCCAUUCUCUCUUUUUCUCCGUCUCGCCUUUCUUCAUAUCAUAGCAGGGUUGAAGGCGAACAAAGACGGAGUGUUUAGCCAGGAAGAGGUGCAGAGUAUUAUGGGAAAAGUAAAGACUCAAGAACAAAAGGCAGGCAUGUUGGGAAAAGAAAUGUACUUUUUGAUGAAGGCAUGUCGGGGAAAGAAAUGUACUUCUAAACUAUAUCUCGUUGGCUGGAAGAACUACUAAAGCGUUUUUGCAGAUCUUAUUGAUGGUUGUGAUCGUGUAGACAACUGACCAGUACUUGGAUUCCUCUUCUACAAGAUUGUCGGCAUAACUUUGGAUCCCCUUCUACAAAAUCCUUCUUCUAUUGUCCAUGAUAUUGUGAGGGUCUGUGCAUCAGGUUAACACGUAGCUUUCUCAAUUAAAGUCGACAGAAAGCGCUCCUCCCGAUGGGGGUAGCAUUAGUGCAGUGACACACACUCGACUCAGUUGUCUACAGGAUCACUUAUCGAUGCUUGUGAUCGUGUAGACAACUGACCAGUACUUGGAUAGACAAGCGCAUCUCCUUCUCACGACAACAACUAACUCCUCCUCGUCCCAUCCAACAGGCGCAUAUACGAAGACGUCUCGUGUUGUCAAAAAUAUUUUUGCCGUGGUCAGCGCGCAGCAUUCUUGAACGUUCACGUAGUGAACCUGAGCGGCAUGGACCCAGAAAAUGCGGAGGGCACCGCGUCGGAUGGAGAUUUAUGAGGCGGACCUUUCUAGACUUAGUAGCAGCAAGUAGUAACUCAGAAGAGACUCAGGGAAGUCGUAGGUCCAAUCGUCACCAGUAGCAAAGAACUACGUUGCAAGGAAUAACCCCGAUGCCAUCAAAUAAAGCUGCAGAGUAGAUGAAGCAGUCGCAAAAAAUAACUUCGAAGAACAACAAAGUGCUAGACGACCCACUUUCAGUUUAUUCCGAUCUCGAGGAUCCUAACCACACAGCCCCCCCAGAGUCCGAAGCCGUGUUGCAGCUGGAGAAGGAGUUCGCCUGUGAGUGGUUUGAGUGUUGCUGUCCUUGCUUUCAGUGCGUUUAUGGUAACGGAUUCUAGAUACAAGCAUGUUCUUGUGCGGAGGGAGGAGUAACGACGAAGCAGCCCUUAGUGCUGUUAGUUAAUCCCUUCUUCUAGUUCUACUAACUAAAUACGACUUCAAAAUAGAAGCAUGUUGUUGUCAAGAACAAGCAUUUCACCUUCAACCGUACAAAAGUUUGCGAGUGAAAGACAAUCUUGGUACCGGAUUUAAACACGACCCAAUAACAUAAUUUUUACGACUUGUUCGAUUUGCCACCUCACUUCCGCUUCAUACAAUUCCUUUGACGCUGAACUCGUGUGGGCUGUGUCCCUGCUGUGCAACGCUGUGCAUGCCGCAAAUGCACGUGUCUACGGGUCCAGUGGUCGUAGGGGGCCCUCAGUAUCUGGGAUACGUUCAAGACCACAACCGUUGCUGUUAUGGCUGCGCAACUACGAAAGAACACAAUCAUCUAAAACAUAAAAAAGUCUUUCCUUCGACGGCUUAUUUUCAUCUUACAGUAUCUUCUAUUUCGGACACCUUCUUUUACAUCAUACAUUUGCAGUAUUUAAUUUCUCUGGGUCUCCCAGUGUCCUCCUUCAUGAAGAUGGAGUCUCGCAUUCGAUAUACGAUGAGAACGAGGAGCUGCGGUACACUUUGGAAGGCUCAUUCUUCCAAGCAGGUAAUUGCUGUGAUAUGCGUGAGGUCACUCAUGAAAUCUAUGAAGCCUCUAGCGGCUACCGUGUAGGCGAAAUGGUGAAGGAGGAAGGCUUAUGGCGUGGGUGGUCUUAGAGAUUGUGAAGUAGUUGUGAAAAAGGAAGGCUUCUGACGUGGCUGUGGCGACUCGUCAUGUGUUGUUGUGUUAGAAAUUCUUGGAAUUUAUUAUGGCCAGCAUAAAACGGAUAAUGGUUGAAAGGAUACAAUUUCAGGUUUUUGAAUUUUUAAGGAGGUAAACUAGGUAUUUACGUAGCUAGGUUAAAUAGAUAGGCUGGCUGUGGGCGUCUGGUAGGUUGCCGGCUGGGCGGAUGCUGCCAACGGGGUCACGAUUGCAGCAUUGCGAGGCCCGUAGCCAUCCCUUGCAGCAUGGCGAGGCCCGUAGCCAUCCCUAGCUGGCACAGCUGCGCGCCAAGUCCUGUGUUGUUGCUGUGUUAUAAAUGUGUUGUGGUGUUGUGUUAUUGUGUUAGAAUUUCUUGGAAUUGAUUGUUCGUCUGUUGACGGUUACUUAGCACAGCCACACCUUAUCUUCAGCCUUUCGAAUUUCUGCUGUAUUCCGCAUUUUUUUUUCGUUGUAAAAAAUCAGCUUUGAAAUGGACUACUCUGUGGAGUUUGCCCACUCGCAAAAACAAAUCAGCGCAGAUCUUAAAGCGAGCACUUGAUUGAUUGACUGACUGAUUGAGUGGUUGAUUGACUGAUGUAAUAAUAUCUCGCACUCGCCAUGCAAUAGCUAUGCCCUUCAUCUAAUGACGUCGAUCGUCCAAGCUGUAAUGGACGAAGUCUUGGAUUCGCAGACUUACAGCAUCGACCAUCCUGACAAUUCCAGUACUAUCAUAGAAGCAGAGUAGUUUUGAACACUCACUCCAUGGUUUGGCUUUUGGUGUUUACCUUAGAAAAGGUAUGUUGCGUGUUGCGAUCACAUUCGUGCGCAAACUAUACUUUCAAUUAACAAGUAGUAGGUGAAUUUUUUAGAAGAAGAAGACCUUUUUUUUUGUUGUUCCAUCAGCCAUUCUUCCAUUCGUCAGCAUCGAACGACCGGGCGCUGUUGAUUGCAUCCACGCUAUUGGUCGAGAUGCAGAAGUACGAUAAAAGCAAUAGCAUGGGCAUCCUUGGUCGACAGCGCAAGCAAUAGCGCACAGCAAUAGCGAGUUUCACGCAGUAGUUAGUAGUAGACGAUCCUCUAUGCUCAAGCUAGUGGAUCGCGGUGUUGUAUACCAUUCUAAUAUUUAAGCAGUUGUGGAAGCAUCUAGAGACUUGAUGUUGCUUCAUGAUUAGUCAUUACAAUUGCUAUAUCAUCAUAGAGGGAGGAAAGGGUUGAUAGAGGGAGGAAAGGGUUGAACACAUGCCACCAAGUGCAGAAGUUCGCCUUUUCCUCCAGCUCAUGCAGCUUCAAUCACACCAGCGAGUUUCAAUCACAUUAACUCAAGAAGAUUUUUGGCACCAAGUGCAGAUGCAACAUUAAGCAAAAUGUGGAAUUUGUUUCAGAACUCCUCUGUAUUUUUUCGCACUCCGUAUCCUUCACUCAGUUAAAUUCUCCGUUCAUACCGGAUAUUUAGUAUCAACGAUUGAGAACGUCUCUGUACAGUAAGAAAAGGAGCAAUUGCAGUCUGGAACAAGAAACUUUUGGUCAAAGAAAAGGGCCUCUUUUUCUGGCUUGCAUCAGAUUGUUGGGAUGAGUGCUACCUGUAUUUGAGAAAGUAUUCACUGCACAGUAGUAUUUUUGUUUGAGAUUUGCUUGUACUGUACAUAGAAAGCCAGCGGUUUCUUGAAGCAUACUGGGCGGCGCAACAGUGAGCAGCACUAAAAUUUCUGUUGCAAACUUGCACAUUCAAUCAUUUUCAACAGGCAGCUACAGCAUGAAGAAAUCCCUGCAUGAGAAUAUAACAGCAAUAGACGGUCUUGUCUACAAUGUGUCUCUGGUGAAGAACAAAGUGUCAU
Messenger RNA from Amoebophrya sp. A25, 5031 nucleotides. The record is from the annotation of a GenBank genome assembly. NCBI's taxonomy places the organism in Eukaryota, Dinophyceae, Syndiniales, Amoebophryaceae.